Messenger RNA from Colletotrichum destructivum, 3424 nucleotides. RefSeq lists its product as uncharacterized. Gene Ontology annotation, cellular component: Golgi stack; cytoplasm; endoplasmic reticulum. The record is from RefSeq and is a predicted model, not a curated record. NCBI's taxonomy places the organism in Eukaryota, Fungi, Ascomycota, Sordariomycetes, Glomerellales, Glomerellaceae. The coding region runs from base 143 to 3172 and encodes 1009 amino acids. The transcript has 6 exons. Gene Ontology annotation, biological process: intracellular protein transport; vesicle fusion with Golgi apparatus; transcytosis.
CAUGGAUCUAGGCCCCUGGCUGGUCGUAUCUCAUGAUCUGGCCUGUCUACAACUGCCUCCUCUUAAGCCUCUGCCUCAUUUCCCUCCAACUCUGCCCAUGGCCUUGCUGAAGCUUCCAAUGGCCGGCGCUUGAUAAAACAGCAUGUUUUCCAUUCCCACUGCUCCAGCGAAGCAGUCGGUCGGUGAGACCAUCACGGUUCUGAGCGGCCGCCUGAGUUCGGCCACACUACUCGAGGAUCGCCGUGCUGCUAUACUUGGCUUGCGCAGCUUUGCCAAAGACUUUCCCGCUUCUGUCGCCUCUGGAGCACUUCGCAGCCUCAUAGGCAGCCUCAGAAAGGAUGCAGAAGAUGUCGACACCGUCAAGGUGGUCCUUGAGACUUUGCUAAUGCUCUUCAGCCCCAACGAAGACAGCCCAGAAGCCUCGGAGGAGAUUGCCCUAUGGCUCGCUGACGAGUUCACCCAGCGCCAAGAGAACAUAACAUUACUGCUCGACUUUCUCGACUCGACCGAUUUUUACUCGAGACUCUACUCUCUACAGCUCCUCACUGCCAUCCUUUCUGCCCGAACUGAGCGAACGGAAGAGUGCGUCUUCACGGCCCCUCUCGGCAUUUCCCGUCUAGUAGCCGUUCUUGACGACAAUCGCGAAGCUGUGAGGAACGAAGCCAUCACCCUUCUCACAUUCCUCACUCCCUCGUCGACCGACAUCCAGAAACUCGUCGCGUUCGAAAAUGCCUUCGACCGACUCUUCAAUAUCAUAUCAUUGGAAGGCUCCCUGCCAGAAGGCGACCGUGUUGUGGAGGACUGUCUGAUUCUAAUCGCAAACCUGCUCAGGAGGAAUCCUUCCAACCAGUCCCUGUUCCGCGAGUCGGGGGGUAUCCGUCGUUUGGCCGUCUUGCUGGAAGGUGCAGAAAAGGCCCAGCGGGAGGAUGCGGAGAUUGCUGCUUGGGCGCAGACCCAACGCAAUCGGAAUAUCUAUGCACUGCUGGCAGUCGUUCGUCUGUUUCUAGUAGCUGGGGCCGUGGGGACGCCGCAGAACCAGCUUGCCUUUUGGCAACACGGCUUGUUGUACCAUGCCCUCCAACUGGCCUUCAGCCACGUAGCCCAGCUUCCAAUCAAGGCAGAGGCUCUAGUAACCUGUGCCGACAUCAUCAGGGGCAGCUCCAGCCUUCAGGAGGGAUUCGCCCAGCUUCAAAUUCCGUCGCCCCUCGAAGCCCCCACAUCAGCCGAAGCUGGUCAAGCAAACGGCAUAGUCAAAGUUUACGUGAUCGACGGUCUCCUGGAUCUUACUCUCGGCGUGCAGGAUUUGGAGGCAUUCGAUCUGCGUUUGGCAGCAUGCGAAUGUCUAAAGGCGUACUUCUACAACCACGACAACAUUCGCCUGCACUUCCUCCGGAGGGCCAUCGAGGGACACGAUACCGGAGCCGACGAGACAGCCAAUGUGCUGACGGUGCUGCUGCGGCCCUCCUCCGAUGCCGCGGUGGCCAACCCCUAUCGCAGUUGGUUCGCUGCCACUGUCAUGUUGCAUCUCGUCUUCGACAACUCGGAGGCCAAGAGCAUGGCCAUGGCUGUUACCGAAGGUGACGAAAAGAACGGAGAGGAAGUCGUCACGAGUAUCCAGACUGUUGCUGCGCAUCUCAUCUCCGGACUGAACCGGGAGCAAGACAGCCGGGUUGUGGUAGGGUAUCUGAUGCUGCUCCUUGGCUGGCUUUUCGAAGACUUGGACGCCGUCAACGACUUUCUGGGAGAGGGGUCCAACACCCAGAGCCUUAUCCAGGCAGUGAACCACCCAUACCCAUCUGGCGAUGUUGUUCAGGGGCUCUGUGCCAUGUUACUUGGCGUGCUGUAUGAGUUCUCGACCAAGGACUCGCCGAUUCCCCGGGCCGAUCUUCAUAACAUCCUCCUCUCCCGUAUGGGACGCGAGCGGUAUAUCGACAAGAUGUCCAAGUUGAGAAGCGACCCGCUUAUAAGGGACUUUGAAGUCACUCCUCAAAAACUCGGCAACUUGGGCUCGGGCAAGCUGCCCGACGUGUACUUUGAUGCUACGUUUGUCGACUUCUUUAAGGACAAUUAUAGCCGCAUUCUCCGUAGUAUUGACCGGGAUCCUGGGUUGGAGAUUUCCGUAGUCUCGAACGGCAUUCAGAAGGGUGUUUCGCGGGAACUCGUCGAUUCUCUUCGAGUUCAGUUAACGGAGAAGGACCAAGCUUUGCAGGAAGCGCAAGUACGUGUCGAGACGAUUGGCCGUCAACUUGGCCAAGAACAAGCCGAUCAUCGGCGGACUCGGGAGACGACUGCCAUGGAGCUGGCUAGAAUUAAGCAAGUAAACGAGGGUAUGCAAAGACAGCACGAUGCAGAGCUGCGAAACCUGCAGAGCCGGGUUACGUCUCUCCAGGAAGAACAUCAAAAGCAAGACGAACAAACCCGAAGAAAGACAGAGUCCCGCGUCGCAACACUCGAGCAACAGCACAAGAAACAGUUGGAUGAAGCUCAACGAAAGGCAGACGCUCAUGUCGCAGCUCUUGAACAACAGCACAAAAGGCGGCUGGAGGAGGUCCAGAGGGAUGCCGCCUCUCGAGUCACGGCUCUGGAGCAAGAGCUCAGGAAACAGAUCGACCAAGCUCAGGAGAUUGCCAAGAUACAAGCAGCCUCACAAUUGGAGGAGCAUCGCAAGCAGUUGGAGCAAGCGCGCAAGACAGCUGAGUCAGACGCUGAUCGUGUCCGCCACCGGGCCGAGGCCGACAUGGCAGACCUCAAGGCUACUAUCAGCCGACUUGAGGUUGAUCUCAUGAAGGCCAAGAAGACGAAGCUGCAGGAGAUACAAGCUAUGCGGGAAGAGUUAGAGGAGAAGGCACGAGAACAGGAGACCCUUGUAGUCAAACUCGAGGCCAACGCCAAGCAGCUUGAAAAGGACCUGCGUGAGACUCGGGAAAAGGCCAUGCAGGACGACAUGGCGGUUAAGAAAGCCGAGGAAGACCGAAAGACAACGCAAAAUGAGCUUGACGAUUUACUCAUGGUAUUUGGCGACCUCGAGGAAAAGGUGGCCAAAUACAAGGCAAAGCUCAGGGAACUCGGAGAGACCGUCUCCGACGGCGACGAUGAGGACGAAGAUAGCGACGAGGAAGAAAGUGACGAAGAUGAUGAAGAAGACGAGGCUAAGAGCGACGAUGGGAAAUAGGUCCAAGGCAUGAAGGACAUUCUGUGCAGGGACUCCUCUAUAGGUAUAAGCAUUCGAGUCACCACUGUACUCAAGGUCACUUGGCAAGCUUUGUUCGCUGGGCGCAUAUUAGGACAUUGCGUGUCAUACAGACUCGUCCAUUUCCGAGGUGGGAGGCCGACCAGCAGCUUUGCAUCGGGAGAUUGUCAUUUGCGACUGGCACUCCUUGCACACAUAAACCUGAAAUUUGGCUCUGUCACUUCAUCGCACAAU